Messenger RNA from Limulus polyphemus (Atlantic horseshoe crab), 2603 nucleotides. RefSeq lists its product as uncharacterized. The coding region runs from base 42 to 1223 and encodes 393 amino acids. NCBI's taxonomy places the organism in Eukaryota, Metazoa, Arthropoda, Merostomata, Xiphosura, Limulidae. The transcript has 4 exons. The record is from RefSeq and is a predicted model, not a curated record.
UUGUUGGGGUCAAACACACACGUACUUUACGUACUAAAACGAUGGAGGGUUCUGAAGAAGUUAUGUCGGCAGCAGUGGGUAAGACAAUACUACAGAAGCAUAUACAACCGCUUCUUGGCGUAGUCCUACUGUUAGGCUUCACUGUUGUUGCGGUUUGUAUGCCGAAAUAUAUAAAUGCUGUCAACGUUUCCGGAGACGUCUACGGCGGGCUGUUGUUUCUAAGUCUAGGCUGUCUUGUAGUCCUUUCUUUGGCAACAGUUCUCAACUGGUUGGUACAACACAAAACGUUGCGCUGCACGACAGGACAGGCACGCGCCGCUAUUAUUCCAGGGCUUUUACUGGCCGGUAGUGGCUUUUUGGUGCUGUUUUCACGCGACAGAUACAGAGUUCCUUGUCAUCUUCAAGAACCAAUCUGCGCACUCUUGUUUCCCGUGGCUCUGGUUGUUUCGUUCUUCUGUGGAGGAUCUGGUGGUUUUAGUUUACACAAAGUGGUCAGUUUUGUGGGUGUUUUAAGUGGACUGUUCCUCAGUAUUGUCUCCCAAAUACUGGACACGAGUUACUGUUACGGCUCUGUGACGAUUAGUUGGUUGAAAAACGACCUGAUGUGGGACACUAAUGUCCAGGCAUUGUGGACACUUGUUGGCUGUGGAGGUCUUGUGCUCUUUGUUGUCGGUCAGUGGAAAAGUAAGAACCUUCUAAGUGAACAGGAAGAACCGAAAGAGGAAAAGGACGUAACCAAACAAACUGAAAUUGCUGGAAAAUGCUGGUCGAAUGCUAUCACUCUAGCCACUGUUGUUCAGUUUUCGACCACAAUAGUAGUGGUGGCGCUUUUCUGGGUGGAUAUAUUUUGGCCAUUAGGCAAGGCGGGAUCAGCGGAAGAAAUGAUAAAACUUUUGAGAAACACUUUUCGUUGUCAUUUCUCCUCUGAGCAAGGCUGUGAAGAAGUAGCUUUGUUUGGAUGGGUCCUUCUUCUGCUGUAUUCUGUGUUUCUUCCGCUCUUGCUGGUGGCGCUCCAUAUUUUCCAAGAUCUUCCUCAACUGAUGGCUGUAGAGACUUUGGCUUUACCGCUUAGUAUUAUCUGGUGUGGUGCUGAGCAUAGUUUUAGAGUCGAGACGGGUUUUGCGCUGAUAGGUCUUUUACUGAUGAGCGUUUCUAUCCUGAUUUAUCGCCAGUUCAGUGAACCCAAAUCAACGGCCAAGUACGUCUGCCUUGAACAAAGUUAAUCGGUUAUUUUUGAGCCACAAUAUUUGUUAUUUUAAUAUGAAUGAAAGCUGAUCUGAAAAUUUUCUAUGACAUCUCAAAACUACCUACAAACACAAACUUAGAAAGUGUGAAUGUGUGAAACGGGUUGGAGUGAAAACAGUAAAAUAAUAUCUCUGUUCAAAUUUCAUAUCAAUACGUUUUUAUUUUUUUUGGAAACCUGGUUAAAUACAAGGAGAGAGUAGUGGAUUAUAACAAAUGUAAGAACAGCCUGAAAUAAACAAAUAACCAAAUAUUUAAUCAAACUACACAAAAAUUGUAAAUCAACGUUACACGACCAUUUACAAUAAGAAUAAUAAAGUCUGUAUUAAGGUGUGAUUUUUAUACACCAUUUCUUAAAUCUCUUUCUUCCUCAAUAAAACUUGAAACUGAUUACCUUCAAGCUAGCUCUAUUUCUCAGCUGUAAGGCCCUCAAGCUAGCCCUAUUCUCGACUGUAAGGCCUUCCAGCUAGCUCUACUUCUCAAGUGUAAAGCCUUCAGGCUAGCCCUAAUUCUCAGCUGUAAGGCCCUUAAACUAUUCCCAAUUAUCAGCUGGAAGGCCCUUAAACUAUCCCUAAUUAUCAGCUGUAAGGCCCUUAAGCUAUCCCAAUUAUCAGCUGUAAGGCCUUUCAGCUAGCCCUAAUUCUUAGUUGUAAAGCCUUCAAGCUAGACCUAAUUGUCAAUUGUAAGGCCUUCCAGCUAGCCCUAAUUCUCAGUUGUAAAGCCUUCGAGCUAGACCUAAUUGUCAACUGUGAGGCCUUACCAGCUAGCCCUAAUUCUCAGUUGUAAAGUCUUCAAGCUAGACCUAAUUGUCAACUGUGAGGCCUUCCAGCUAGCCCUAAUUUCCAGGUUUUGUAAACCUUUUGAUAUCAUAAUAUGAAAAAUGUUAAACUCGCAUGUAGCUGAAAAUUGCAAGUUCAGGUUUUAUCAGUCCUCAUUUACCCAUCCAGUCUACAAUAAGCAAUAGCAUGGGUCUAGGGUAAAAAGUUUGAUUAAUGUAACGUUUUCCUGUAUGCUUUUUCUUUUUUGGCAAGAAUAUCUCUUUUUAUAUGUUCAUUAUAAAAUAAUCUUAAUAGAAAUACAAGAAUAUUAAUACAUCCUCAGUAAUUAUUAUCAUUUCUUUAUAAAAAUAGAAAAGCAUAAAUAUCAGAUAUAAUAUCCAUUAUAAAUGUGCUAAAUCCUUUUAAUUUAAUAAUAUCAGUCCCCCAGUAUGUUAGCGGUAAGUUCGAUUCUCCACUAGUGCAGAUAGCCUAUUGUGUAGCUUUGCGCUAAAAACGAACAAACAGUGAUAUCAAAAUCACGUAGAAGGUGGAAAUAUAAAAACACCAAAACUGGAUCAAAAAAUCACGUAGAAGGUGGAAAUA